AUGGCAGCGAGACCAAAUAUGUUGGACAACCUGACAGACCUUGAAAUCAUCCAGAGAUACAGGUUUGACCGUAGAGGUAUAGAGUACCUUGAGGACCUGUUGCGACCAUACCUUCAGCCAAGAACAGCCAGACAUCAAAGUCUCUCUGUGAGAGAGAAGAUUUUAAUUGCUUUGAGAUAUUUUGCAACUGGGGGUGUGCACUUGAAUGAUGGGGAUAUCCACCAUGUUUCUCAAUCAACCGUUUCAAAAGCUGUGAACGAGGUGGUAACAGCUCUAUGUACACCUGCUUUAAUUCAGCAGUUUGUUUCCUUCCCAACACAAGUGGCAGACCUUGACAAGCAGGCCCAACAAUUUUACGGAACAGCAAGGUUUCCGAAGGUUGUUGGAGUAAUUGACGGGACCCACAUUAAGAUACUGGCUCCAUCAGAGGAGGAGGAUAUAUUUGUGAACCGGAAGGGCUAUCACAGCAUAAAUGUGCAGGUGGUGUUUGAUGCCUUUGACAGGAUCGAGGAUAUUGUUGCACGUUGGCCUGGUUCUACACAUGACAGCAGGAUACUUCACAACAGUGGGCUGAGACAGCUUUUUGAAAAAGGCAUUGUCCAUGGUGGUUAUCAUCUGUUGGGGGACAGUGGCUACCCGUGCCGUAGAUGGCUGCUGACCCCCUACCUCAACCCUCAACCUGGGGCACAGAGUGCUUACAACAGGUAA
Molecule: messenger RNA, 708 nt
Organism: Mercenaria mercenaria
Lineage: Eukaryota; Metazoa; Mollusca; Bivalvia; Venerida; Veneridae
Product: putative nuclease HARBI1
Exons: 1
Coding region: 1-708 (235 amino acids)
Source: RefSeq, a predicted model, not a curated record